AUGCCGAUAAUUUCAGGGAGCAGCCACCGUGAUGGUGCUAUAUACAAGAGAGCGGCUCACUGGGAGCAUAAUUACUUUUUUGAUAUCACUGACCGUACAGAGACUCGGUUGGAGCCAGCGCGUGCAUACGAUAUACCACGUAACAUGAUGCAGAUCUUUUCAAUGAAGUUAGCUAAAGCUCCUAUCAACAGCGGCUCAAUACAGUUAUACGGAUAUAUAGCAGCACAUGAUGAAGUUGAUCUAAGACUGAAUUAUGUUUUCAAUCGUAGCAGCGAUGAUCCCAUCACCGUGCAGCAGGGUUCUCUAAUUGAAAUGAACGGCCCUAAGAGAGCCAUCCUGUUGAUAUUUGAUGUGCUACUUGAGUUUGACAUGAGGAUCAAGAAUGGGGAGAAUGAAGAGGAUGAUUUGCAGCUGAUUGAUGGAAUCUCAGAAUUUUACGGUUUACGCAUGUCGUGGAGACCGCACGAGGUUCGCAUUGGUGGAAAUUGUGGUGCAGUCGAUACGUCUUUUGCACUUGUUCAUAAUUCAGUCGAGGCCACAGUACAAGUUAUCAUAUCAAAAGUGCAGACUGGCUUUGAUUUAUCUCUCAGUUCUACGAUUGCUCUUCUGGAGAUGAAUAAAGAAUUCCAGCUCUUCAGUGGAAAUAUUAGUGAGUCCUGUGGCUUAGGAAGCUUUGUGAUUGCUGUCACAUGGGAUACGCUUAUGAAUUUGAAGUUCAAGGUUGAUCACCAAGGCCGUAACAAUAAUAUUGAACGCAAUUGUUCCUUCAAAGCUAAGCUAAAUGGACACGCCAGCCAUCAGCUAAAUCUCGAGACUGCCUCAAUUUUAGUUAAGGUGACUUGGGCUGUGUUGCCUGCAUAG
Messenger RNA from Triticum turgidum subsp. durum (durum wheat), 861 nucleotides. The record is from the annotation of a GenBank genome assembly. NCBI's taxonomy places the organism in Eukaryota, Viridiplantae, Streptophyta, Magnoliopsida, Poales, Poaceae.